Eruca vesicaria subsp. sativa (arugula) is the source of this 522-nucleotide messenger RNA. Lineage: Eukaryota; Viridiplantae; Streptophyta; Magnoliopsida; Brassicales; Brassicaceae. The record is from the annotation of a GenBank genome assembly.
AUGAAGAUAUCAGCAAGUGGUUGCAUCUUUCUCCUUGUCUUCAUCUACAUUACAAUUGUUUUGAGUGCACCACCAGGGGGAGAAGUUGAGGACGAAACGGAGUUUAGCUACGAGGCAAAAGGACCCAAGGGGCCAGCGAAAUGGGGGACACUAAAGGCAGAGUGGAAGAUGUGUGGAACUGGAAAAAUGCAAUCUCCGAUUAAUCUUACGGACGGAAAUGUCAAAGUUACUAGUAAAUUUGGAUCUCUGCGUAGCCAGUAUUUACCUGCCAAUGCCACUAUUAAGAACAGAGGGCAUGAUAUCAUGUUGGAAUUUAAAGGAGGGAAUAAAGGUAUAGGUAUCACUGUUCGUGGAAAAAAAUACAAACUUCAACAGCUUCAUUGGCACUUUCCUUCCGAACACUCAAUCAAUGGCGAAAGGUAUGCUCUUGAGGAACACAUGGUUCAUGAGAGCAAAAAUGGACGUUUCGCUGUUGUCGCGUUCUUAUACAAUAUUGGAGAACCUGACCCUUUUCUUCUUUCG